AUGCGUCGCUGGCCAUGGCUCCCCGAGCCACCUUUUGACCCUACCCACCGCUUCCACACCUCCUGGCUCCUCUCACCCCUCCACUUCUUCCUUCUACGAGCUCUGAUUGCGCUGUAUUGCUUCGUUACCAUAUUCUUUCUACUAGGAUGGCGCAGCACCCACGGCAUGGACGAGGCGGCGCGUCGGUCCUUUAGCUACUUCACGAGCCUAACGUUCUGGGGCAUCGCGUUCUACUACGCGUUCGCGGCCUUCCAUACGGGGAGCUUCUGGUUUGCCGGAAAGCCGUUGCUCGCCCGCUGGCCAACGGCUCUACAGUAUCUUCAUGCCAUAUUCUAUACAACUAUCACGACCUUCCCAUUCGUCGUAACGAUCGUCUUCUGGGCCGUCCUAUUCGAUACCUUCUCCACCCCGUUCGACACCUGGUCCAACGUCACCCAGCACGCGCUGAACCUCCUCUUCGCCGUCCUCGAAAUCCUCAUCCCCCGCACCGAGCGGCCCCCGGUAGUCUACGUAGCCGCGCUAGUCGUCCUCCUCGCGCUGUAUCUCGGGCUCGCGUACAUCACGUACGCCACCGAAGGGUUUUACGUCUAUAGCUUUUUGGAUGACGGGGAGGUCGGUCGCGGGGGCGUGGCAGGGUAUUGUGUGGGGAUCUUGGUCGGGACGGUCGUGGUAUAUGGGCUGGUGUGGUUGGUGAUCUGGGUGCGACUGGUGGUCACGGAGGAAAAGUGGGGGAUGGCUGGGAAGAUGGCGACGAGGCGUGGAGUGGUCCAUCCGGGUGGAGCGGAGGUCGGAGAAGUCAAGGACCAGGUGGAGAUGAGCGAGAGUCAUCACAGCGCCGUAUGAUGCUGUGAUUCUUUGACCCCCUGGCUUUCUGGACCCGGCAGAUCAUGAACUAUGUAAUGUGAAGUAAUCUGGUUGACGUUGAGUUGCCUGCCGAAAUUUGACGAAAGAUACCGGCAAGCCUCCCUUCUGGUGAGCAAUGAUGGGACCGGCGGAAGUGUGCAGUGCUCCAUAGCGAAGGCUUCAUUUGUGGUGUUAUUAGAUGGUGCUCGUGAAUGCAAUCAGAUAUGAACCCAU
Messenger RNA from Eremomyces bilateralis CBS 781.70, 1077 nucleotides. RefSeq lists its product as uncharacterized. NCBI's taxonomy places the organism in Eukaryota, Fungi, Ascomycota, Dothideomycetes, Eremomycetales, Eremomycetaceae. The record is from RefSeq and is a predicted model, not a curated record. Bases 1 to 843 code for a protein of 280 amino acids. Gene Ontology annotation, cellular component: membrane. The transcript is spliced from 2 exons.